This is a messenger RNA of Canis lupus familiaris (dog), 2592 nucleotides long. RefSeq names its product spidroin-1-like. The annotation marks the transcript as partial. The transcript is spliced from 5 exons. The record is from RefSeq and is a predicted model, not a curated record. Lineage: Eukaryota; Metazoa; Chordata; Mammalia; Carnivora; Canidae.
AUGGCGGCGGCGGCGGCCCGCGGGCGGGGGACGGGGACGCCCGGCGGUCGCGCCGGGGCCGGCAGCGGGCCGAGCACGCGCUCACGCGGGACGGAGGCGGGGCGCCGGGCCAGAGCCCGAACCCCUCCCCGCCACCGGGGAGACGCGCGCGGGGCCGCGGACGGCCAACGGCGAGCGGACGCCGGGGACCCGACCCACGCCCGGGGCACGCGCGCGCCAGGGCGGGGACGCGGCCGGCGGGGGUGGGGGGCGGCGGGAGACGACGGCGGCCCCUCGUCACCACACAACGCCACCGCCGGGGGGGCGGGGGCGAGCGGCGGACGCGGGCGGGAAGGCCGCAGCGGGCCCGGGAAGCGCCGGGCGCCCCGGGGAGCGCGGCACCGGGUCGGCAAGACGGACGACGGACGGGGGCGGGCUUUCGGGAAAGGCCGCGGACGGGAGACGCCCCGGCGGCCAGGGGCCAGCCAGGCGCCGGAGAACGGCGAGCGGGAGCGGUGGAGGAGAGGACCGCGGGCCACCGCGAGGGGCUUUCGGGAAGCCUCAGAAGGCACCUGGGAGGCCGAGGUCGGGCGCCCAGGGGCGCACGCGGGGUCCCACCGCCCGAGGCCUCCAGCGCAAGGGCGGUCCCGCGGCACCCGAGGACGCCGGCCCGGCCCCCACGGCGGGCCCCAAGCAACCUCGCGGGGCUCGGGGGCCCCAACCGCCACCGUUCACGCGACCGGUUCUCCCGAGAACGCUCUCCCGCACACGCGCAACGACGCCCAGCCCCAACACCCCCCGCGCGCCUCCCUCCUCCCCUUCCUCGGAGGACCGAGAGCACUUCGCCCGGGGACGGCCCCCCCCCGAGCCACGGCGGCCAAGGGGGGGGGGCAAGACACCCAACAGCGGCGAGGCCGGUUUCGGUCCACGGAGGGCGGAGUUAGGGGCGCGGCACGCGCGGCGCCCCCGCGACCGUGCGGUCGGGGGACGCGGGCAGGCGGGGGGGGCGGGGGGGGGGGGCGGGUCGGCGGCGACGGGGAGGAGGCGCACAGCGGGCGAGGGCCGGGAGAGCGCGUGGGGAAGGGCCGGUCCCGGGAAGGGCGCGCCAACGAAGGCGCGAGCCGGGCCACCGGGCGGGAGCUGGCCCGACCCACACGCGCCCGCCGAGCCACCGCCGGCGGCGACUCGGCUCGGGAGCGGGCGGCGGCCCAGACAGCCAGCCGGCCGCUAGCGGCGCUCCGGGGCCGACAGGGCUCGCGGGGCGGGGGGCGGGUCUCCGGCAAGGGACAGGCACAGGGCAACCCCGAGCGCUCGCGGCCGGUGCCCCCUCGAGGACGCCGCCUCCGCCUCGCCCGCGCACGGCGUGGUCACGUCACCGCCCAGAGGAGAGAGCUCCCCGCCUCCCGCGAGGGGCACGGGUGCGCCUCCCUUGCCGACUUCUUCCACCACCCGCUCCUCGGACACGCCGACGACGGCGGCGGCAGCCCGAGGGGAGUCGCCGGGGAAGGAAACGACGCCACCGCUCGGCCUCAGGCACCUGAGGCGACCUGGAGCGCUCCAGGGGCACCACGGAGGGCCGGGCGCAACGCGCUCAAGCGCGCCCAGGCCGGGCGGGCCUUCGGGAAAGGCCGGCGAGAGUGUCCGCCGCGUCCGAGGACCCCGGUCCCGCCAGCGCCGCGAGGCAAGAAGGCGGGAGGCCGGGGUCGGGCCGGAGUCCGCACCACCCCCAACCCCGGCGCGCGCCCCCCGCGCACCCGCCACGACGGCCGGGCGCGGAGGAGCCGGGGAGGGAGGGGCCCGCGGGCAGAACGAGAAGAGCGGUCGCAUCCGCCGUGGACGCCCGUCCCUCGUCUGACGCGGCUUAGGCCCGGCCCAGGAGAGCACGAGAUCACCACAUCGAUCGAUCGGCAGCAAGCUGCGGCCCCGAGGGGGCUUCCCGAGGAGCAAAAGCCCAGCGAGGACGGCGACCGGGGGGACCUGCUUCCGCCUCACCGGCAAGCCCCUCGACCCCCGGGGGGGGGGGGGGCAGGAGCGACCGGACAACCCCAGACACAGCGGGGGACGCCUGACACGCGGCACGGAGCCUUGCGAGACAGGGGUUGUCACGGCCAACGGCCGGGUGCCCACGGCAUGGAGCGCACGGGGGUAAAAGACCCACCGCCACCUGCCCACACCGCCCUCCCUCGGGUGCCGGAGACCGGAGGGCGACACCGCGACCCGGGCCACCUGGAGUCCAGCACGAGAGCCGGCGCGCAGGCCCAGGCGGACGGCUCAGGCUCCAGCGAGCGAGGACAGGGACCGGCUCGGCCGCGCGGUCAAGCCCGGAACCCCACCCGCGCCCAGAGGCCCACAUCUCUAAGGCGAGCGACGGACGGACCGGCUGUCUUUUACGUCUGCCUGUCGUCUGUCUGCCUGUCGCCGAAACACAACGUGUCAGCACCUACCUGGCAACAAAAAAUGUUCAUCUCGGGCAAGAAAAUAACCGCGCCUGCCGGCGGGGACCAGCCACAGGUCACCGCGACCUCCCGGGACCGUGACACGGCCAACUGUACCCAAAACCUGCCCCACGGCGCCCCCCCACCCCCAACCCCACGGAGCCCCCAGGGCUAUCUG